AUGCGUUGGACAAAAACUAUGAACGAAAACGCAUUACGGGCGUACUAUAAGGCGAAAGGGGAAGAAACUGCGGGGAUAGCAUAUAGGGCUUGGAUGCAUUGCUUUUUUGCUGAGCUGGAGCCGUCUAUUCCCGUCACGGAACUAAACCCGGCAAACCGAGUUCGGUACAUCAUGCGCUCGAAAAUAUUUGAUGAUGACGAACUUGAACGACAACGACGAGCGGCUAUUCCUUCAUCAGAUGAAUCGGCUAUGGCUGGGGACACGGCUUCUCAGGUGACAGACCAGCAUCCACACGUGGAAGCCGCCAUGGAUCUUCCAGAUGUGGUUAAUUCUGAUGAUAAUGAAAUAGUUUCCCACGAACUAGAGCAAAUUAGGAACAUAUUGCAAGAGGCGAUUUUGGAAACGCGCACUAUGCCUCUCGAAAAUCGACCGCGACUUCCUCGCAUACCCCUAAGCAAGCAAAAUCGGGCUAUCAUGAGGGCUCUUAACCCAAUGCUGGUGACCUAUUUGGAAGCCAGCCGGGACCUUAGAGAGACGGACUCAAUUAUUUUUGGCGCCGCAGUGGCAGUUUGCCGUAUCAUUGGCGCCAAACUUCCCAUGGCUGGACGCGCUACUAGACGAAGCAGCGCCAUCCCAGUCUGGAGAAAAAAAUUGCGGACCGUAUCCCAAAGGCAAGGGCCCUUAUCGGAAGACUGA
Messenger RNA from Parnassius apollo (apollo), 696 nucleotides. The record is from the annotation of a GenBank genome assembly. Lineage: Eukaryota; Metazoa; Arthropoda; Insecta; Lepidoptera; Papilionidae.